Messenger RNA from Fimicolochytrium jonesii, 474 nucleotides. RefSeq lists its product as uncharacterized. The record is from RefSeq and is a predicted model, not a curated record. Lineage: Eukaryota; Fungi; Chytridiomycota; Chytridiomycetes; Spizellomycetales; Powellomycetaceae. Bases 1 to 474 code for a protein of 157 amino acids. The transcript is spliced from 4 exons.
AUGCUUGGCGGUAACGACACAGACAGCAAUGCGGAAAGCCUGCCGCCCACGCCAGCUGCCUCAGCAAAGCGACGCCAGCGUCCAACCAUUCGUCCUGUUCACGACAUUGCUCUCUUGAAAGAGGCCAUCGCGAUCUUCCGUUACGGCAAACCACGGUCGGCAAAGCAGGAGGCGUGGAUGCAGAUCGCUCACAACAACAACACCGCAGUUGAGGCUACAUUGAGAUCCUAUGAAACCAGCGACAAUGAAUAUGUUGGUGGCGGAGACUAUGUACCCUAUUGUUCCAAAUUUCCACGAUCGCAUCUCCCGUACGGAGAUCUUGGCUUGCUUUCAAUGCUUUCCGAUGUCCGAGAUGUCCGCCGCGAGACUUGGAUGUCUGGCAUUGGUUCAACGCGGUCCAAUCCUGUUGCUGUCACUACCCUCUCACAACGGCUCGUUUUUCGGUCAGCGGUUCUGGAAAAAUCUGGGAAAUGA